AGGCUCCUCUGGCCCAAGUCCCAGUCCUUUGACUAUCUGUACAGUGUCGGGGAGAAGCUGCUGCAGAACUUCCCCGUGCAGGCCACCCUCAGCCUCUACGACGACUCGGACAGCGAGGAGGAGGAGACUGAGGAGGAAGAUGACGACACUGAAGACGGGGAGGAAGACGAGGCCGUGCUCUCCAUGGAGACAGGCACCCUGCAGCAGGCAGCACAGGCCGUGUGA
Messenger RNA from Tinamus guttatus (white-throated tinamou), 225 nucleotides. NCBI's taxonomy places the organism in Eukaryota, Metazoa, Chordata, Aves, Tinamiformes, Tinamidae. The record is from RefSeq and is a predicted model, not a curated record.